Molecule: messenger RNA, 525 nt
Organism: Plasmodium yoelii
Lineage: Eukaryota; Apicomplexa; Aconoidasida; Haemosporida; Plasmodiidae
Product: iron-sulfur assembly protein, putative
Exons: 5
Coding region: 1-525 (174 amino acids)
Biological process (GO): iron-sulfur cluster assembly
Cellular component (GO): chloroplast stroma
Molecular function (GO): iron-sulfur cluster binding; protein-macromolecule adaptor activity
Source: RefSeq, a predicted model, not a curated record
AUGAUAAUAAAUAUUUUUUUGUUUUUGUUUGUGUUUGCUGCAACAAUAAAGAUCUCCAGUAGCUUGAGAUACAGUGAUGCUAGAUCAUACAUAUAUACUCCUAACAAAUAUAUUAAUAACAAUGUAAUGGAUAGGAAAUUUAUUAGAAGGCUUAAUGCUGUUGAUGAGUCAAUUAAAAACAAUGAGCAUAUAAUAAAAUUAACUGAUAAUGCUAAAAAUAAAAUAAAACAAUUAGUAACCGAGAUCGAGGACAAAAACUUGAUAUUGAAAUUGUGUGUAGAAAAUGGGGGUUGUAAAGGAUUAAAGUACAAAUUGAAUCCAAUAAAAAAGGAGGACAUUGAGCCUGAUGACUACAUCCAGCAAUUCGACGAAUUAAAAUUUAUUUUAUCUAUAGAUUCUACUAGCGUUAUUUACAUUUACAAUAAUAUAUUAGAUUAUAGUAAUGAUUUAAUUAAUGGUGGAUUCAAAUUUAUAAAUCCAAAUGCAACGAAAAAAUGUGGUUGUGGAAAAUCCUUUAAUGUCUAA